Nomascus leucogenys (northern white-cheeked gibbon) is the source of this 3363-nucleotide messenger RNA. RefSeq names its product ephrin B1 (gene EFNB1). Gene Ontology annotation, molecular function: ephrin receptor binding. Gene Ontology annotation, biological process: ephrin receptor signaling pathway; axon guidance. NCBI's taxonomy places the organism in Eukaryota, Metazoa, Chordata, Mammalia, Primates, Hylobatidae. Gene Ontology annotation, cellular component: plasma membrane. The record is from RefSeq and is a predicted model, not a curated record.
GGCCUUGCGUUCGCCUGAGCAAGGGAGUAGACAGCACAGCGGCAGCGGAGGGAGUCUAUGCGAGCUGGACAGCAGUGGGAGGUGUGUGAGGCUCGCACUGGCCGCAGACCCUCGGGCUCGAUCGCCUGGGAGCAAGGACUUGGCGACGCGAGGCUGCCGGGCUACCCGGCUGAGGCUUCGGGGGCUCAAACUAAUGGGAUUGGCUCGCUCGGCAGCAUCUCCCCGCUCUUCUAAGUACACUGAGCAGGGCCCGCGCUGAAGUAGAAGCUGUCCGGGGGCGCGUAGCCCGGAGUCCCAGUGUGGCCCGGAGGAACGGAGCCCGUGCCAGGGCGGCCCAGUCGGGAGCCCGGGGACCGAGCUUGUGUUGUGGGGAAACCCCCACUUCUUCCAAGGGACAGCGAUCCCGGGACGGUCGAGGCGUCGGGGCGGUCACCGAGACCUCUGCGGGAAGACCCCGUCGGGGAGAGGGCGCGCAGCCCCGAACCGUCUCGGGGAGUCGAGCGGAAUCGGGCGGGAUCACUCGGGGGCGCAGAGCCCCCGUCGCGCCUCGUGCGGCAGCGGAGAGCCCAGGAGAACGAGUCCUCGGGGGCCGAAGCCCAUGCCCGGGUUGGGGGCGGCUGCCCAGUGAGUCCUCCUGGCCGGCCGGGCGGAGAAGAGCAACAGCGAAGCCGGCGGGAGGGGAGCACUUCAAGGCCGGCGGCUGCGGAGGAUGGGCGCCUGAGCGGCUCCGAGCGCAGCGCGGCAGAGGAAGGCGAGGCGAGCUUUGCUGAGGAGGCGCCAAGGGAUCCCGAAGUGCAGUCUGCCCCCGGGAAGAUGGCUCGGCCUGGGCAGCGUUGGCUCGGCAAGUGGCUUGUGGCGAUGGUCGUGUGGGCGCUGUGCCGGCUCGCCACACCGCUGGCCAAGAACCUGGAGCCCGUAUCCUGGAGCUCCCUCAACCCCAAGUUCCUGAGUGGGAAGGGCUUGGUGAUCUAUCCGAAAAUUGGAGACAAGCUGGACAUCAUCUGCCCCCGAGCAGAAGCAGGGCGGCCCUAUGAGUACUACAAGCUGUACCUGGUGCGGCCUGAGCAGGCAGCUGCCUGUAGCACGGUGCUCGACCCCAACGUGUUGGUCACCUGCAAUAGGCCAGAGCAGGAAAUACGCUUUACCAUCAAGUUCCAGGAGUUCAGCCCCAACUACAUGGGCCUGGAGUUCAAGAAGCACCAUGAUUACUACAUUACCUCAACAUCCAAUGGAAGCCUGGAGGGGCUGGAAAACCGGGAGGGGGGUGUGUGCCGCACACGCACCAUGAAGAUCGUCAUGAAGGUUGGGCAAGAUCCCAAUGCUGUGACGCCUGAGCAGCUGACUACCAGCAGGCCCAGUAAGGAGGCAGACAACACUGUCAAGAUGGCCACACAGGCCCCUGGUAGUCGGGGCUCCCUGGGUGACUCUGAUGGCAAGCAUGAGACUGUGAACCAGGAAGAGAAGAGUGGCCCAGGUGCAAGUGGGGGCAGCAGCGGGGACCCUGAUGGCUUCUUCAACUCCAAGGUGGCAUUGUUUGCGGCUGUCGGUGCCGGUUGCGUCAUCUUCCUGCUCAUCAUCAUCUUCCUGACAGUCCUACUACUGAAGCUCCGCAAGCGGCACCGCAAGCACACACAGCAGCGGGCGGCUGCCCUCUCGCUCAGUACCCUGGCCAGUCCCAAGGGGGGCAGUGGCACAGCGGGCACCGAGCCCAGCGACAUCAUCAUCCCCUUACGGACUACAGAGAACAACUACUGCCCCCACUAUGAGAAGGUGAGUGGGGACUACGGGCACCCUGUCUACAUCGUCCAGGAGAUGCCGCCCCAGAGCCCGGCGAACAUCUACUACAAGGUCUGAGUGCCCGGCACGGCCUCAGGCCCCCAAGGGACAGUCGGCCUGGACCGGACCUCUCCUUUCGCCCCCACACCCCCUCCCCUCGCCAGCUGUGCCCACCUUUGUAUUUAGUUUUGUAGUUUAUUGGCUUUUAUAAUCCCCCUUUUUCCCUGCCCCCUGGGCUUCGGAGGGGGGUGCUUGUGCCCCUAACCCCAUGCUCUUGUGCCUUCCCCCUCUGGCCAGGCCUCUGGGCUCCGUGGGGGCGCCCCUUCUUGGAGGGCAGGGCUGGAUGCUGAUGGACAGCAGGCAGGGAGACAGUCCCCUGGCCCUGCCCCUCCCUCGCCCCCCUUGCCACCUUCCCAGGACUGCUUGUCCGCUAUCAUCACUGUUUUUAAUGCGUUUGUGUUCAUUUUUUAGCUGUCAACUCAUUUUCAUCUGUUUUUUGAAGAAAAAUGGAAAAAUGGAAAAGGCAGCCCCUCCCCAGGCUUUGUGAGCCUGGCCCAAGCCAGUAUAAGAGGGCCUGGGGCACGAUGUGGUCAGCCAGGAAGCAUAGGAUGCCAUUUCUUUUAUAGACUCCUUGGUAUUUCUGGUGGGGUAAGGGGCAGGCCAGGGCUGUUCCCGCCCAUGAGGGAAGAGGAAAGUGCCACUGGGCAAGGUGUCCCACCCUCCCCUCCUGACCCUCCUUCUACGAGGCUUAUCCUGGCAAUGGGGUAGUCACUGCCACCCUUCCACAAAAAAAAAAAAAAAAAAAAAAAAAUCCCCUCCUUGUGGGAUUCUUGGGCAUCUCCUGCCUCCCUCACUCUCACGGUAAUUAAUGUCUUAAUUGGCUGUUGCCUGGGGAACAGGAGAGCUGCUGCAAGCAGAUGACCUCAUGGGGGGUGGAGGGAGGUGAGGUGCCCAGGUGGCUAUUUGCCCUGCAGAGCUGGGAGUUUCCCCCCAACCCCCCACCCUGUUCUCUCCUUACCUUUGGCAUCCUUUGGCCUGGUGGGGAAACAGAGGCCCAGGGUGGAGACCUAAGCGGGUAUAAGGCCAGGUGGCCUGCUCCUUUUCUGGGCCCUAGCACAGGUGGGUAACCCCCACCCAACCCAGCUCCUGCUGCUGUCCCAGUCUUGGGCUGGGGCCUGGAAAGAGGAAGAGGCUGCCUGGGGCUGGGCCAGCCCGCUGUGCACUUUGACCCCAGUUCCUUGCCAGCACGGCUGCUAACAGACUGCCACUUGAGUGCGCCUUGCAGGCACUCCCAGAGCAGCCAUGGAAGGAGCUGGGCCUCACAUCAUCCACCUCCACACUGCCUCCUGGCCAGCUGCCCACCCCAGUGCCAGGUGGGAGAGGGAGCAGAACAGCCAGCCCCUUCCAGGUGGCAGUCGGAAGGGUUUUUGUUUUUGUUUCUGUUGCCAUUUGUGUAAAUACUAGUCUUUUUGGAAAAAAAUAAUGUAAAGAUGUUUUGUAUAAACUCUGAAUUAUUUUCUUGUUGCUUUUUUCUUAGAAAAAAAUGAGAACUAAAAAAAAAAAAAAAAAAUUAACCACACGGAGAAA